Fundulus heteroclitus (mummichog) is the source of this 4682-nucleotide messenger RNA. RefSeq names its product zinc finger protein 711 (gene znf711). Lineage: Eukaryota; Metazoa; Chordata; Actinopteri; Cyprinodontiformes; Fundulidae. Gene Ontology annotation, molecular function: metal ion binding; DNA-binding transcription factor activity, RNA polymerase II-specific; RNA polymerase II transcription regulatory region sequence-specific DNA binding. The transcript has 8 exons. Gene Ontology annotation, biological process: regulation of transcription by RNA polymerase II. Gene Ontology annotation, cellular component: nucleus. The record is from RefSeq and is a predicted model, not a curated record. The coding region runs from base 344 to 2971 and encodes 875 amino acids.
UGCUCUCCUAUGCAUGACGCAAAUAGUAAGGGAUCAGCGGUAAACGAGGCCACGCAUUGUCUGCCCCCCGCCCUCCCUCUGCUUGUCAGGGAGCAAGCUGAUUGGCCGAGGCCUAGCAAAGAGUGGCCGGGAAUCCAAAAACUGCAGGCCGCACUUAGCUUACCGUCAAAAAUAAACCAAAACAAUAACAGACAAAUUCGCCAAGGGGGAGACACACCGAUAGAGUCUGAAGACGAAGCUAUCAGGGUGAUUGUCUUGAUGGAACAAGGCACUACAGCUACCCGGUUGGUUUUAUUGUAAAGGUGUUGUAACUAAAUGUGAAGUUUUUUUACGAAGUGAAGACAUGGAUCAAGGAGGAGGAGUAUUGGAGCUACACACCCAGGAGCUGAAGAUGCCCCAUGCUAUGAUCAUGCAAGACUUUGUUGCAGGCAUGGGAGGCUUAGCUCACAUCGAUGGAGAGCACAUUGUGGUGUCGGUGCCCGAGGGCAUGCUUCUGUCCGAUGUGAUGACGGACGAGGGCAUCCUCCUCGAGCAUGAGUUGGAGGUUGAAGGCCUGGAAACCGAAGUGGUUGAAGGACUGGAGACCGAGGUGGUGGAGGGCCUGCAUGCAGACGUGGAGGGCUUGGAGGCAGAAGUCGUUGACGGCGUACAGACACACGUGGUGGAGUUGGAAGCUCAGGUUGUUGAGGACCUGGAAGGCGAGGUCGAAGUCGAGGGUCUCGUGGCGCAAGUGGUCGAAGGCCUGGAGGCCGAGGUGGACGUCGAGGCUCUGGAAGCUCAUGUCGUCGAAGGCCUGGAGGAAGAAGUGGAAGUGCACGGUUUAGAAGCAGAGGGUGUGGAAGGAUUGGAGGUGGAUGUGGAAAGUCUGCAGGCUCAGGCUGUAGAGGCUCAUGAAAUGACGAGCGAAGACAUGGUCUCCCCAGGACACAGUGUGAUCAUGCCUGACAAUAUACUGGGGACAGAGGUCGCUAUGGAGGAAGCGCUGGACGCCCAUCACCACCACCACCACGUUCUUACAGCGGACCUCAUCCAGGACUCUAACCAUCACCACCACCACCAUCACCACCAUCAUCACCACGAUGACAUGCAAGACCAGGUGUUUGUGGCAGAGCUGCUGUCUGAGGACCAGGCGAGCACACUGGAUCACCAGCUGGUGUCAGAAGGGUUGAUGGUGGCGGAGGCAAACACCGAGACCAUAAUCCAUCAACAGCUGCCCACAGAGGAGGUUCCCCUGCAGACAGACGAGGACGACGAUGCACAAAGCAGCUCCGAGGAUUACCUCAUGAUCUCCCUUGAUGAGGUGGGAGAGAAGCUAGACAUAGGAGACACGCCUCUGGAGAUCAGCACAGAAGUCAUGGAAGACAAGGAAAUCAAAGAAGAGGAAGACUCGGAGGUCAUAAAAGUCUACAUUUUUAAAGCUGAAGCAGAUGAUGAUUUAGGUGGAACAGAGGUGAUAACAGAAGAUGAUUACCAGAACGGCCACCCCGACCUGGAAGCCGCGUCGUCCGGCCGAUUGGGAGUUGGUCGUGACAAAAUGGUCUAUAUGGCAGUCAAGAACACUAUAAAGGAAGAAGAGGAGGAGGAUGACGACGAGGAUGAUGAUGAAGACGACAACGAUGACGACCAGAGUGAUGACGAUGAUAGUGAUGAAAUUGGUAAUACCAUAGAUCAGGUGAAGAAUGGAGUCGCAACGCCUUUUUUGCAAAUCCGAGAGGGAAUGGGCCCAAACCGUGCUCUUAAACCGAAACCCAAGAAGAACAAAAAAGGAGACACGCGGCAGUGUCAGACUGCUGUUAUUAUUGGACCAGACGGGAUGCCUCUGACCGUCUACCCUUGCCACAUCUGUGCAAAGAAGUUUCGAUCGCGGGGCUUCCUCAAAUGCCACAUGAAAAACCACCCCGACCAUCUGCUCAAGAAGAAGUACCAGUGCACUGACUGUGACUUUACCACCAACAAGAAGGUCAGCUUCCACAAUCACCUGGAGAGCCACAAGCUUCUGAGCCACAACACCGAGCGAUCCCCGGAAUACACCGAGUACACGAGACGCUAUCACGAGUCCAGCCCGCUGGGCUCCGACAAGCUCAUCGUCAAGGACAGAGAGCCCAAACUCCAUCAUUGCAAAUACUGCGACUACGAGACGGCCGAGCAGGGGCUGCUCAACCGGCACUUGCUGGCGGUCCACAGCAAGAACUUUGCACACGUGUGCGUCGAGUGCGCCAAAGGCUUCCGCCACCCGUCGGAGCUCAAGAAGCACAUGCGGACCCACACGGGGGAGAAGCCCUACCAGUGUCCGCACUGCGAGUUCCGCUGCGCAGACCAGUCCAACCUUAAGACUCACAUCAAGAGCAAGCACGGCGCCGACCUGCCCUUUAAGUGCAGCCACUGCCCCCAGGCCUACGCCGACGCACGGGAACUGCAGCGUCACAUAGAGAUGGUGCAGGGCCACAAGACCCACCAGUGUCCACACUGUGACCACAAGAGCACCAACUCCAGUGACCUUAAACGCCACAUAAUCUCAGUUCACACCAAGGACUUCCCGCACCAGUGCGACGUGUGCGAGAAAGGCUUCCACCGGCCGUCGGAGCUGAAGAAGCACGCCGAGACGCACAAAGGCAACAAGGUGCACCAGUGUCGGCACUGCAACUUCAACGCGCCCGACACGUUCACCCUGAGCCGCCACAUCCUGUCCCUGCACACGAAGGACCUGCCCUUCAAGUGCAAGCGCUGCCGGCGAGGCUUCCGGCAGCCGGCGGAGCUGAAGAAGCACAUGAAGACGCACAGCGGCAGGAAGGUCUAUCAGUGCCAGUACUGCGAGUACAACAGUACGGACGCUUCGGGCUUCAAGCGCCACGUCAUCUCCAUUCACACCAAGGACUACCCCCAUCGCUGCGACUACUGCACCAAGGGCUUCAGGAGGCCUUCAGAGAAGAGCCAGCACAUAGCCAGGCACCACAAAGACAUGCUGAUGUAACGUCAUCGCGUUCACACACACACACACACACACACUCCUCUCUCAAGUCACUCUGUGUCUCUCAUCCACAGGUAAUUUUAGUGUAUUAACAAAGAGCUGACUGAUGCAGGCAGUUGAUGGUAUAGUAAUUGCUGUUUUUGUGUCGUAUUGGAUUGAAACCUCCUCUCCGCGGGAGGCACACACACACACACACACAAAAGAACAUUUUAUAUUGAGUGAAGUCUGAAAAAGGACAGUGUAUAAUCUAAGUGGGACGGCUGUAAAUUGUCUUUCGUUGCAGAAAAUCGCAUAUGAACAUAUAUUCAGGGUUUCAAAUGUCUAUAUUUUUUAUACCCACUCAGCUGAGAUGCUGCAAGAUGAUGAUUCUGUCAGUGCUUUCGUGAUCGUGACGCUAGUUGUUCAGACGGGGCAGGAAAGGUUCGCCUCCAACAGCACAGACUAGUACACUCAAUAGCCAGCUUUGACCCUGACAUUUCUGCUCCGUGUUGGCGCCAUCCUAAACGGACAGGGCCAUCCACGACGACAAACUGGGUUUACCUGUCAUAAUGCAUCUUUUUAAAUGUGUUUUUUUUUUUUUUUUUUUUUACCCGUUUAAUAGCGCAACUUUCCUCAUCUUGGAGUUUUCCUCUCAAGCUUUUUACACUCGAUGAUCCGUUAAAAAUGAUUUUUGUACUAACAGCACCAAUUAUGCUUUGUCGAACACAUUCAUCAGAAAUAUUUUGGGCCAGUUUGUUUAGCAAGAGAAAAAAAAAAGAGAUUUUUUUUAUUAUUAUUAUUAUUAUUGUUUAUUUUUUUUUUAAUGUGCACAUUACGGAUACGGAAACCCGACCAUCUGUCUGCUGAUCCCGAUCGUUCACCGGUGUCGUUGUUCUUCUGAAACGCGUGCAGAUGGCAGGCUUCACGUUUCGGUAACCCCUGGACUGUAUCUGACUGCCACCGUAAGUUGCGCACACACGCAACGCUGCCUGUGACACAGAUCCGCUCUCCUUGCUACCCGUCUGAUUCCGGUCAUGCCUUACAUCUGUUGUUCUUUAUCCCCCCCCCCCCCCUAAGCACUGAUGAACACAGCUAAUCAGAAAACACGAUUCUUAACUCUCAAACAUGCUGUCUCAAUGCCAUUCUCUCAGAGUUUAAGUCAGUAGAAAGCACUUUAAUAUUAUUAUUAUUAUUUUUUUUUUGUAAUUUUAAUUACAUGUAUGGGAGUUAAUUAUCAAAAGAUAUAUCUGUAUAUAUAAAGAUAUAUCUGUAGGAAGAAAAAAAAACACCAUUCUUCAGGUGAAGAAGACUGUUGGGUGUUAACGUUUUUUAACACUUGAGCACGAUCCGUUGCUUUCUCAAAACUGUCUUGAAGGCCGUGGGUGAAAACGUUUGUUUUGUUCUAUGGAUAAGUGACUGGGUUUUGUGUUUUUGUUUGUGCUCACUAACAGGUUUUUUUUUUUCCCACACACUAGUCCUACAGUCCUAAAUAACUCAACCCAAUCUCAAGCGUGGGAUUAUUACCUUGGAAGUCAAUGGUCAUUAUAUUGGCAUUAGUCUUUAAAGUAUGCACAUAUGCUGUUCAUGCAAAUUAAUUGUGGUAUACAUUAAAAACGAGAAAAAAAAAAUCCCCACAUUUCGUGUAUCUUAGUCUAUAUUUUUCUUUUGAGUCUGAUUGUGGAUAAACUACUGGUGGGGACAAAAAAUGAAAUAAACAGCUAUCUUUUUAACUUUU